This is a messenger RNA of Daldinia childiae, 801 nucleotides long. RefSeq names its product putative triosephosphate isomerase. Gene Ontology annotation, cellular component: cytosol. Gene Ontology annotation, biological process: glycerol catabolic process; glycolytic process; glyceraldehyde-3-phosphate biosynthetic process. The record is from RefSeq and is a predicted model, not a curated record. The transcript has a single exon. The coding region runs from base 1 to 801 and encodes 266 amino acids. Lineage: Eukaryota; Fungi; Ascomycota; Sordariomycetes; Xylariales; Hypoxylaceae. Gene Ontology annotation, molecular function: triose-phosphate isomerase activity.
AUGACCUCACCCGCACCCGCACCUAUAUCCCCUCCCCGUCGCCGCAUUGUCGGCGUCUCCACAAAGAUGUACUUCUCCGCCGCCCGGACAAAGCAAUACGUCGACGAGCUACUACAAAUCCUCUCUUCCCCUUCAACCCCUCUAAACAACAUCGACAUCUUCAUAAUUCCUGACCACAUAACCCUCACCUCCGUCAUCACCCAACUCCAACGCUCUCCCAUCCCCAUCCUCCCCGGCGCUCAAGAUGCCUUUUACGAAGAUAUCGGCGCCUACACCGGGGAAAUAUCCCCCGCAGUCCUCAGCGAAGUAGGCUGCCGCAUCGUAGAACUAGGCCACGCCGAGCGCCGCCGUAUCUUCGGCGAAACAGAUGCCGACACCGCACGCAAGGCGGCAGCUGCGGCGCGUAAUGGUUUGAUCCCGUUAAUCUGCAUCGGAGAGCGCUCAAAGGCAGAUGGAGAUGAGGGUGUUAGAGUUGCCGUCGACGAGUGUAGAACGCAGGUCGAAGCUGUGCUCGCCGCGCUCCCUACAACUGCCGAGAUGGUAUUAGCUUACGAACCCGUCUGGGCGAUCGGUGCGGCGGAGCCCGCGGGCGCGGAGCACGUAGUUGCUGUCACGCAGGCUAUCCGGGGUCUGGAGUGCGUGCGGAAUAGGGAAGGGAAUACUAGGAUCCUAUAUGGAGGGAGUGCUGGGCCGGGGCUUUUCGCGCAACUGAAGGAUGGGGUGGACGGGCUGUUUUUGGGAAGGUUUGCGCAUGAUCCGGCGCAGUUUUAUAAGACGAUUGUGGAGGUGGCUACGGCGUGA